GACCCUCAUCAGCAUCGAGCCCUACACUGAGCAGGACACCAUCAUCAUGGAUGAAGAUUGGCUCAUCCCUGAAGCUAUUCUUGAGGACGACGACGAGGAAGAAGUCAAGGAGGUUCACUUGACCAAUGCUCCCCAGGAGCACGGCAGCUUCAUUGCAAAAGGCAUGGUCUACCAGAGUGACCGAUUUCACAACUUCACGGUGAUCAAAGGCAUCAAGGCCAACAGUGAGUUCAAAGCCAUCCCAGAGAUGUUCUACACCACGCUCAAGGAAAACUACGAUGGAUUGGCAAGGUUUGUCGAGAUGGAGAAUAUGUCUUUGUUCCCGAUCAAGAAUCAGUUGACCGUUGCCAAGUUCUCAAAAUGUGUGAAGAAUUAUUUCAAGCAGUCUUUCCAAGAGCUCAUGGUGUUCUAUUUGGCACCAGUCUUCGGCGCAUACCAUUCAUAUCACAG
Prorocentrum cordatum is the source of this 450-nucleotide messenger RNA. The record is from the annotation of a GenBank genome assembly. NCBI's taxonomy places the organism in Eukaryota, Dinophyceae, Prorocentrales, Prorocentraceae.